Ilyonectria robusta is the source of this 1721-nucleotide messenger RNA. RefSeq lists its product as uncharacterized. Bases 290 to 1420 code for a protein of 376 amino acids. NCBI's taxonomy places the organism in Eukaryota, Fungi, Ascomycota, Sordariomycetes, Hypocreales, Nectriaceae. The transcript is spliced from 4 exons. The record is from RefSeq and is a predicted model, not a curated record.
GAAAUGCACUGACACCAGCGUCUAACAUUCCUCGUCCACGCCAUGUUAACCCCGAUCGGCCCGGGCGGGGAUGGACGCCACUGUAUCGCCUGGGACGUGAUGAAAAGGUUACGACCAUAAUUCUCUGCUGUAAUGCGGUAAUGCUCGACUUAUCAUCAUCAAACCACCAGUAGCCGCUUCCCUACAUAUCAGGCUGCUAGCUGCUGCCCCAGGUCUCCUCAACCUGUGACUAAAAACCCAACUGUCCAAAUAUCAUCCUACCGACAACUUCUCGCUUGUUUCUCGACCGAUGAAACUAGACAUAAUUCUCGAAGGCAGCGGCAGCUCGCAGUCGUUCAGUCCUGGAGGCCAAGUGCGAGGCAGGUUGGAGAUCCGUGGCCGCGUGUUUAAGAGACCGCCGAGCAUCAACGCCACGUUACGAGGCAGACUUAAACUACUAGUCCGACCGCGAGGCAAUGCACCACCUGAACGUGUCAUGCAUACGCUAUUCGAAGUGUCGCAGCAAAUCGAAAUAAACAAAGAAAUAUCAUCUGUAGGGCCAACCGAGCACAAAUCCAACGACUGGUCUCAGCCGGACUACUCGGCCCCUUUUGAGUUUAUAUUUCCGAGCGCCAGUAAUUCCUGCCAGUGUCAACUACCGCCGUCCCUACACAUGGCAUCUUCUUUAGUGCGGAUCAAGGUCGAAUACACCCUCGUUGUGGCUGUCCGCCAAAACAUGCUGUGCGGAGUGACGAGGACGAAAAGAGUACAACGCGAGCUCUCGUUGAGAUCUGAGGCCGGCACGGUAUUCCUCCCGUCAUCGACCAUCGGCUGUCUACCUGCAAAUAAGCUGUGUCCAAAAAUGAACAACGCGUUGCAAGAAGCUUACAGGUCUCGCUUUACAAACCCAGACUGGCUGCCUCCAUAUACGCCCUCGCUGCAGGUCGAGGUGGUGCUUUCAUCGCCACCUAUCCUAACGAUAGGAAAACCCACGCAAAUUCAAGUUGUCCUCCAUGUUCCGCCCGAACUCCUCGAGGGCGAGAACAUCUACCUCCGCAGCGCAGUUAUGCAGCUCAAGAGCUCAGUUACGACAAUCGUGGGUACUAUAUCCGGGAGCUCUACAGAGACGCAUGACUUGUGGAGCUGUCGAGGCCGGGUCCAUCUUGACAAAAGGCGUUUAGAGCUGGACUCUGGCACGUGGGGAAGUUGCAUCGUCUUGGAUACCUGGCCAACAUGCACGUCAUGCGUGCUAGACUUGAAGCACGCCAUUGAAGUAGUUGCAGGAAUAUCCAGAGGCGAUGAUCAAGAGAUACAGUAUGUUCAUGCAUCACUGGAUAUCCUCGUCAUGGACCCUCCACCCAAUUAUAUUCCAAAUAUUCCUACACGGGCAGAUACACCUGCACAAGGUCGCGAAGGGACAGGAUCAAUGCCUGCUGUUUAAUGGAAUAUGAAGAGGCUGUCGAGAAGUGAAGGGCCGUCUGUUUUAUUCUUCUAAAGCUUCUUGUUUAUCUCGGGGCACUAAUUAGUCGAUAAUCUGCUUCCCGCCCUGGCCCCGGCUCCAGUCUCACCCUUGCUUUGUUGCAGGGAAGGAGGGACAGUUUCCUAGAGCUUCUAUAAAGUAGCUACUUCGGAAGGACAUUUAUACAUCAGCAUUUGCUUUUGCAUUUAUAUUUAUUCUAUCAUGGUAACCAGUUGGACUAGAGACCUUAGUCUGCCUGAGUAAACUGCUGACCUUUAAAUAG